Messenger RNA from Manis javanica (Malayan pangolin), 529 nucleotides. NCBI's taxonomy places the organism in Eukaryota, Metazoa, Chordata, Mammalia, Pholidota, Manidae. The record is from RefSeq and is a predicted model, not a curated record.
AUGGAGGAAACAUCUGCAUUUUUCCUUGCCUGGUCCAUUGCUAUAGCUUUGGGGAUCCAUUUCAUUGUAAUGGUAAUGAUAUGCAGUGCCACGAUCAUAAAUUCAUUUUUCAACCAAGGAGCUCCAAUUUCUUUGAAAAAAAGUUACUGUGGGCCAUGUCCUCAAAACUGCUGUUAUAGAAAGAACUGCUACCAGUUUUUUAAUGAAAGCAAAAGUUGGUACCAGAGUCAGGCUUCAUGUAUGUCUCAAAAUUCCAGUCUCCUUAAGAUACACAGUAGAGAGGACCAGGAUUUCUUUAAAUUGGUGAAAUCAUAUCAUUGGAUGGGACUAGUAAAAGUUCCAACAAAUGGAACCUGGCAAUGGGAAGAUGGCUCCAUUCUUUCACCUAGCCAGUAAGUCUCUGUACCAAUAAGUCUCUAUUUGUAGAUUUAAGGCAUUCUUAUGAUUAUUCAAGUAUCACACUUUCCUUCAUGCAAUUCCAGGAUGUUCCCACAUCCUAAUAGAUUCAGAAAAAAUAUCUUAAAGCCUA